Messenger RNA from Theobroma umbraticum, 402 nucleotides. Lineage: Eukaryota; Viridiplantae; Streptophyta; Magnoliopsida; Malvales; Malvaceae. The record is from RefSeq and is a predicted model, not a curated record.
AUGGCUCGCAAAAAUGUGUUUCUUCUUUUGUCCAUGUUCUGCCUCUUGGCUACUAGUGCAACUGCAAAAAGGGAGCUAUCCGGCUACAAGGCACCAGGCCAUGACCUUGCAGCAAGGCUUGAGGCUAGUAAAGGCCUUCUUAAGUGCUGGAUUGCACUGAAUGACCUGAAAUCUUGCAUGCCUCAGAUUGUUGGCUUCUUAGUCAUCAAUGGCCAACAAGGUAUUGGCCAUAAAUGUUGCAGUGACAUUCUCAAAAUCAAUGACUGCUGGCCUGGCAUGUUCAUUUCCAUUGGUUUCACAUAUGAGGAAGACAAAAGACUUACAGGCUACUGCGAUGCUCCUUCUGCACCUACUGCUGCCCCUUUUGCUGGCUCUCCAAUUAGUUCGGCGACCUUUAUAUAG